AUGGCCACGCCAUCCUCGCCUCGCCUGAGCAGCAUGCUCAAGUCGCCCUUUGCCGCAUCCUCGCGCUGGAUCAACAGGCGGCGCGGCAAGACGAGCGACGACCCGCCCCCGAUGCCUGUCUUGCCUGCCCAGCGGCCUCGUCAGCUCACGCCCACGCCGUCAUGCGAGAGCCUCAUCCCCCACGCUGAACUCGCCAUUGCCGCGAGCCCUUUCUUCCAGAAGCUGCCCCCCGAGAUUCGUCGCCAGAUCCUCAUCGAGGCGUUUGGCGGCCAGACGGUGCACAUGGAUCUCCUCUACGAGUCGCCCGUGCCGGACCAUGCCUCUACGACCGGCGACGUCGGCCACUGCGGCAUCCCUAUCUGGGACGUCAAGGAAUGCCACGAAGCGCGCCUGGGAAGCAACUCGGGCAAGCAGUGGCUUUGGCGCGGCUCCGUCUGCCAUCGAAAUCCGCCCACGCCUGGACCGCCCGGACACCGCGUGCAGCCGUCGCAGGACCUGUGCCGCUUUGGUGCUGUCGGCAAAGGCAUGUGCCAGCUGUGGCCGGGCGAGUAUCCCGCCAAGUGCUUCAUCGGCGCCAUGGGCUGGCUGCUCAGCUGCCGUCAAGCGUACAUUGAGGGCAUCGAGGUCCUCUACGCGACCAACACAAUCCACACGGCCAGCAAGGAGCUGCUCUGCCACAUGGACCGCUUUCUCUUGCCGCAGCGGCGCCUUGCCAUCAUCAGCGUGGAGCUGCUGUGGGAGAUGGACUGCCCGCCGCUCCAAGACACGCGGUACGGAAGCCUGACGUUUCCGCAGUUCCUCGACGGCGUUCCGAGCAUGUUCCCGAGCGUCGAGAGCCUUCACCUGACGGUGCAGUGGCGCAACCCGCGACCCGAGCGCUGGGGCAUGCCCAACCCGACGCAGGCCGCGUUCCAGACGGCCGAGGAGACCAUCAUGCACCCGCUCGACGGCAUGGUGCGGCGGCUGGGCCCGCACGUGCGCGACUGCUCCAUCGCCAUUCCGAGCUCCAUGUACGGACCGCGGCGGCGCCGCGCCAAGAUGGCCGGCGCCGUUGUCGAGCAGGCGUGCUACGGCGGCUGUCUCGAGCGGUAUUGGCGGCCGCUGGACGGCCCCGAGCACCGCGACGGCUACUGGGUGCGGCACGGGCACAAGGACAUUGCGCUCCCGUACAUGAGCCCGACGGAGAUUUGCAUGGAGGACUGGAUCCUGUUUUACGGCGUGUGA
This is a messenger RNA of Purpureocillium lilacinum, 1224 nucleotides long. RefSeq lists its product as uncharacterized. Lineage: Eukaryota; Fungi; Ascomycota; Sordariomycetes; Hypocreales; Ophiocordycipitaceae. The record is from RefSeq and is a predicted model, not a curated record.